GGUUCAAAGGUAACAGUUGCUUUUCUCUUGUCAUGUAAGAACGUGUGUUUAACUCGAGGAAAGAAAGCUGUUUCAUGAAUAGUGGAUAACUGGAACCCAGCCGUGAUGUCUUCAUACACAUGUAUCAGCUGCCGCGUGCAGUUUGCCGACGCCGACAUGCAGCGUGCGCACUACAAGACCGACUGGCACCGCUACAACCUGAAGCGCAAGGUAGCCAACAUGCCACCAGUCACCGCCGAGAACUUCCAGGAGCGUGUGCUGGCCCAGCGGGCGGCCGCCGAACAGCAGCUGGAAGACGCGCACAGCCUCUCCACCUGCACCACCUGCAACAAGAAGUUCUCCAGUGGCAACGCCUACAACAACCACCUGCAGUCGCACAAGCACCAGCAAGCUGAGAAGAAAGCUGUGGCCGUUGCCCAGGAGGCGGUGCAGCGCAUGAACGAGAAGAACCUGGAGAAAGGAGCCGAGCUGGACAAGGAUGCUCAGAAUGAGGCGAUUCAGAAAGCCAUGAGGGAUGGGCUGAGGCCAAAGCAGAAACACGCCCACUCGGAAGCCACGUCCACGGACAGGCAAUUCAGGAAGAGGCCGGAUAAAGCGCCGAGGCUGGAGUGGUUUGAGCGGCAAGCCAAGAUGAUCGUCACUGACGACGGAGAGGAAGAGGACGACGAUGACGAUGCAGCGGCUGAAGAAGAAUGGGAGGACGUUGAUGACGAUGAUGAGAUGGAGGCUGAUGAAGAGGAGCAGAUGGAUGAGGACAGCGUGGCCACGCCCGCUCCUGCUCCAGGGUCCAUCCCCGUGACCGACUGCCUGUUCUGUUCGCACCACUCGCACUCUCUGAGCAAAAACGUGGCCCACAUGACCAGAGAGCACAGCUUCUUCAUCCCCGACAUCGAGUACCUGGUUGACCUGAGAGGACUCCUCGCAUACCUGGGCGAGAAGGUGGGUUUCGGCAAAGUGUGUUUAUGGUGUAACGAAAAAGGCAAGUCGUUCUACUCGACCGAAGCGGUGCAGGCGCACAUGAGCGACAAGAGCCACUGCAAACUCUACACCGACGGAGACUCGGCACUCGAGUUUGCCGAUUUCUACGACUUCAGGAGUAGCUACCCAGACGCUCACGCUGGAACCGACAUAGAAAUGAUGGACGGAGAGCUUCCUGAUGAGAAGACAGUGGAGUUUGACGAUGACACUUUAGAGCUCACGUUGCCGUCCGGGGCGAAGAUCGGUCACCGCUCACUGAUGCGUUACUAUAAGCAGCGUUUCGGGACACCGAGGGAGCUGGUACCCAUGCACAACCAGCGCGCCGUGGGCCGAGUGCUGAAGCAGUACCGGGCUCUGGGCUGGGCCGGAGAAUCUGGUAAAGGUUCAGUGGUCCAGCAGCAGAAGGACAUGCGGUACGUACAGAGGAUGAAGUCUAAGUGGAUGUUGAGGACUGGAAUGAGCAACAACAUGACCAAGCAGGCCCACUUCAGGGCCCAAGUCAUGUUCUAAAUGUGGCUUAAAUGAUUGCUUUAUUAAUUUAGGACUCUAAGAGACACCGUUCCCACUCUGCAUGUGGUUCUGUUUAAGGACCUCACGGACUUUACCAAAUGAAUAACAUUGAGGACAUUGAUGAUGUGGAUACACAGAUGGACAGGAUGAGCUUAAAAAACAAAACAAAACAAAAAACCACUUAGUCUUGCAUACUCUUGUUUAACUCACUAUAUAUAUAGGCUAGUUAAAACCCCAGAACGAGUGAGAAUUUGACAGGUUUUUAUGUAAAAGAUAUGCUAUUGUACUAUAAAACACAUUAAUAUUACAACUGACUGUAGAGAGAACUGUAAAUUUUUUCUGUACACCAGCUUAUAAAAUUAAAUAAAAUAUUUUUUGUUGGAUGACUUAAA
Messenger RNA from Ictalurus furcatus (blue catfish), 1880 nucleotides. RefSeq names its product zinc finger protein 622 (gene znf622). The record is from RefSeq and is a predicted model, not a curated record. The transcript is spliced from 7 exons. Bases 106 to 1488 code for a protein of 460 amino acids. Gene Ontology annotation, molecular function: nucleic acid binding; zinc ion binding. Gene Ontology annotation, cellular component: preribosome, large subunit precursor. Gene Ontology annotation, biological process: ribosomal large subunit biogenesis. Lineage: Eukaryota; Metazoa; Chordata; Actinopteri; Siluriformes; Ictaluridae.